CCCGUCGCAAUGAAAGAGGAAGAGACCUUCACCACCACCUGCGCGGCUGGUUCUGCACUGGUGGGGAAUUCAAUUCAUGUUUUCACGUUUUUUGCUCCAUCCGCCAACCUUGGCUGCAUGACUAUACUGAGUGUAUCAUUGACACCAUACCACUUUGGUCGGAGGGCCCGAACUGGCGCAAGCGGUGACUUUUUUGGAUCCAAUCUUUAUUAAAUCCACUCCUCCUCCCCGCGAUCCGUGGAUUCCCUCCUCCCGCCAAACAACACAUUAUCACCAGCUGGACUGCAAGGAGAACGAAGACGAUUCAUGACCCCCUUUCUCCCAUAUCCUCCCAAUAUUCGCAAGUGUCGAUAAUUCAGAGUCAUGAUGUCCCAACCGCAAAUCGACAGCGACGGCUUUCACCUUUUCCAGGUUGCCGGCCUGGAAUCCCCCACCAUAACAAACCCAACGGGCACAAGAGAGGAGAUCGUACUAGCAUCAUGGAUAAUCCUGCUGCUGCAAUCCUGCGAAGAGGGCCGAGUCUGCUUCCAAUGGUCCUAUGCAGGCGCUGGGCCAUCAUCACUGUCGACAGAGCAAGUAAUGCCGGGAUUGCAGACUCCUGUCGGCCAGGUUUCCGCUGCUAUCGCCCAACAUAUCGCCAAAGCCACGUCAGGUCAAACGCCGUCAGCACCUGCAUCUCUCUUACUAAGCACUGGCUCGUUGUCACAGACGUCGGAAGAUGUUAAGGAUGAUGGCCUGAUUCACAUUGAACUCGGUUUCGAGAGCGGAAACCUCAAAAUCCGACCCGUAUGGCAAUCGGCGAAUGUGCUAGACUUCACGGUGAAAUUACAUGUCACGAAAUUGGCCGAGCUGAUCCAACGAUGCCUCAACCACCCCGAAAGCUCCAUUGAGGAUUGUCUCCGGGCGACCACAUCCGAUCUGGACGAGAUCUGGCACUGGAACCACGAGUUACCACCCACCUACAGCUUCUGCACACACGAGAUGGUGACGGAAUGGGCACAGAAAGCCCCGGAAAGCGAGGCCAUUGCCUCUUGGGACGGCAACCUGACCUAUGCCCAGGUCGACCGGUACUCCACGCACGUGGCGUGGAAACUCAAGGAGAUGGGCCUCCAACUGGACGACAUCCUGCCCAUUUGCUUCGAGAAGUCCCGCUGGACGAUUGUGGCAGUGUUAGCGGCCAUGAAGGCCGGUGCGACCUUCGCGCUCAUGGAUCCCACACUCCCCCUGGCUCGUCUCCAGAAUAUGGCCCAGCAGGUGGGCGGCAAGAUGAUGCUGUCUUCCCGCAAGCAGCAUGAUUUGGCGACCUCAAUUCUGCCGGGAGGGCCUGUUCUUGUCGUGGAGGAGGACACUUUCCGGAACUUUGAUCUCAAUCAGGAUCUUCCCGCACUACCAACGGUUCCCCCGACCACGCUCAUGUAUAUCAUCUUCACCUCCGGCAGUACGGGUACUCCAAAGGGUGUCACGAUCUCCCACCAGACCUACACGAGCAGUGCCAUUCCCCGUGCCAAAGCCGUGGGAUAUACUGAGGAAUCCCGCGUGCUGGAUUUCGCCUCCUACGCCUUCGACGUCAGUAUCGAUAGUAUGCUGUUGACUUUGAGCAACGGUGGCUGUCUAUGCAUUCCCUCGGAUGAAGACCGACUCAACGAUAUUAACGGAGCGUUCCGACGGAUGCGAAUCAACUAUGCGGGUUUGACCCCGUCGGUGGCGCGAAUUCUGGAUGCAGAUGUGAUUUCGUCACUGAGUGGUCUCGGCCUAGGUGGCGAGGCCGUCUCCGCGCGGGAUGUGAAGCUGUGGGGACAGGACACCCGCAUCAUCAUCGGUUACGGACCAUGCGAAUGUACAAUUGGAUGCACGGUGAACAGCAGCGCGGCCACCGGCAGAGACUACAUCUCGAUUGGACCUGGCAACGGUGCCGCGAUGUGGAUCACGGAUCCCAACGACCACGACACUCUCAUGCCCGUCGGCGCUGUCGGUGAGCUACUUGUUGAGGGUCCCAUUGUCGGUCAAGGCUACCUCAACGAUCAAGAGAAGACGGCCACAGUCUUCAUCGAGGAUCCUAAGUGGCUUGUUGCGGGUCACAACGGUUACGCUGGUCGCCACGGCCGUCUGUACAAGACGGGCGAUUUGGGGCGGUACGAUCCAGACGGCUCGGGUGGCAUUGUCUUUGUCGGACGCAAAGACACGCAAGUCAAAUUACGUGGGCAGCGCGUUGAGCUCGGCGAGAUCGAGAGUCAGCUCAAGGACAGGCUUCCUUCGGAGGCCAAUGUGAUCGCUGAGGUGAUCGUACCGCAGGGAUCGGGAGGCCAGGCUACAUUGGUCGCGUUCGUGGCGUUCCAGUCCCCCAAAGGACAGGAGCAGAGUGACCUGAGCCUGGUGGAGCUGACGGAUGAGCAACAAAAGACGCUUUCCGAGGCCAACGCCGAUGUGGCCAAGGUCCUGCCGCGGUACAUGGUGCCCACUGUCUAUAUCCCCGUGAACUACAUCCCAGUAUUGAUCUCCAGCAAGACGGAUCGCAAGAGACUCCGACAAUUUGGCACCACGGUAGACAUUCGGCAGCUGGACCAAGGCGCGCAGACGAACGGCGCUAGUCGGGAGUUGACGGACCUUGAACAGCGCUUGCGCCAGGCUUGGAGUGUGGUAUUGACACAGGAGGCAGAAAGCAUUCGGGCCGAGGACAAUUUCUUUGCUCUUGGAGGCGACUCUGUUAAGGCGAUGAGACUGGUAUCCGUCUGUCGCGACCAUGGCCUCGACCUCACCGUGGCCAACACUUUCGGCCACCCUACCCUUGCCGCAAUGGCAGAGGUUGUUCAAAUCUGCGACACACAAGCACGCACGGAGUUGCCGCCGUUUUCGAUGAUUUCGCAGGAUGUCGAGAGCGCCUGUCGCGAAGCAUCUGCUGCGUGCGGGGUUGAUGCGGCUGCGGUUGAAGAUAUUUAUCCAUGCACACCCACCCAGGAGUCUCUGUUUACAUUCUCGCUGAAAUCAGUCAAGCUGUACGUUGCACAGAGAGUUGCCCGCAUCCCGUCACACAUCGACCUCGAUUCUUGGAAGAAGGCCUGGGAGGAAGCCGUGGCUGCCAAACCCAUCCUGCGUACGCGGUUGGUGCAGCUGCAAGAUCCCGGUCUCCAGCAAGUGGUGCUUAAGGGAAACAUUACCUGGAAGCAUGCGACAGACCUAAAACAGUACCUGGAAGACGACCGUGAGGAGAGAAUGAAUCUGGGAGAAAGUCUGGCACGCUACGCAAUUGUGGACGACGCCAAUGAGGGCAGACACAUGGUCUGGACGAUCCACCACGUUGUGUACGAUGGUUGGUCCGAGCCACUGGUGUUGAAGGAUGUCAGCGAUGCGCUGAGCGCUAAGCAGAUCGAGCCACAGGCACAGAUGCGUGAUUUCGUCAAGUACGUGCACGAUACGGAUGCAACUGCUAUGAACGAAUUCUGGAAGCGGGAGUUGCAGGGCGCCGUUGGUCCUCAGUUCCCCCGUCUGCCCUCCAGAGACUUCAUGCCCACACCCGAUGCUUUUAUCGAGCAUAUAAUUCCGCUGAAGACUGCCGAUAAAUGGCCGUUCACCAUGGCUACUCUGAUCCGCGGUGCCUGGGCGCUUGUGGCCGCGCAGUACUCUGGAAGUGACGAUGUUGUCUUCGGUGAGACGCUCACUGGUCGCGAUAUUGCUCUGCCGGGCGUUGAGAGCAUUAUCGGUCCUUUGAUCGCGACACUUCCCGUUCGCAUCCACGUCAGUCGUACGAGCACAGUUGAAUCCUAUCUUCAAGCUGUGCAACAGACAAUUUUGGCUCGUGUCCCCUAUCAACAUAUGGGCAUGCAGAACAUCCGCAAGGUCAGCCAUGAUGCCCAGCACGCAUGCGAGGCCGGUACUGGCUUGGUUGUUCAGCUAGAACCGGAAUAUGUGGGUAGUGAUCUAGGCUUCCAAGUGGGAGAUGUCGUUCGAGAAGCCCUCCACUUCAAUCCCUAUCCGCUCAUGCUGGGAUGCGCUGUGCGCAAGGGUGGCUUCCGGAUUUGUGCUAGUUUCGAUGGCAGCUUGAUCGAAGUUGCGCAGAUGAAGCGGAUGCUUGUGCAGCUGGAAGUGGCCUGUGUCGAGUUGACCAAGGGUCUGCAGCGGCGUAUCGAAGACAUCUCGUGUCUGCCCGAGGUUGAGCUGAACCAGAUCUGGCAAUGGAACCAGACCCCUCCCCUCUCCCGAGAUGAGUCUUCAGGAAGACUUCGUGCCGAUGCCACCAUCAAGCACGGUUCCAAGUAUCCCUCGGCAGUGGUGCCUUGGGUGGUCAAUGCCCGCAACCCAGCUCUGUUGUCGCCGAUCGGAUGCGUCGGAGAGCUCUGGCUCGAAGGUGCCUUCGUCACUGGCGAAACUGUCGACUCCCCAGCCUGGCUCGUUGCUGGAAGUCAAACCUGUCCUGGCCGCAGCGGUACAGUGCAAUCGACUGGAGACAUGGUACAGCUUCGUGAAGAUGGGUGUCUGGUCUUCGUUGGUCGCAAGGAAAAUGUUGUUUCUAUCCAGGGACACGCUCUCCCCGCCACAAUUCGUGCUGCCGCUGCUAUCCGCCAGUCACUGAAUGACACCGAAAAGACGGAGCCUGAGCUGGUCGUUCUGGUUGAAAAGCCGGCUUCCGACGAAGAGAGUGUUUCCAUCCUGCCCGCCACGCAGGAAAUAGAGGGCGAGUCUGCCACCACCCUCAGUGCUAAGAUUCCCGUCAGCGUCGCUGUCGUCCUCAAAAAGCUCGACAAGUUCAUCCGUGACUCGCUUCCAUCUUACAUGUCUCCAUCCGCAUACAUUGUGGUUGACAAGUUGCCUGCGCAGGGCGAACAAAGUGACCACACUCUGCUCAACGAGCUCGCCUCCAACAUUCCCCAAGAGACUCUAGCUGAACUCUGCAGGGGUAUCAAAGAGGCAUGGGCAAAGACCGCUGCUCAAACCAAUCUCACAGCUCCUGAGAGAAUCCUACGGUCUGCGUGGGCCAAGAUCCUCCGACUGCCGGAGGAUGAGAUUGACGUGGACGACAACUUCUUCCGCCUGGGUGGUGAUUCCGUGCUGGCAAUGAAGCUGGUUUCCAGCCUGCGCGUCCAGGGCCACAAUCUGUCGGUAGCAGAUAUCUUCCAGCACAUGCGUUUGGGUGAUGCGGCGCGCGUCUUAAAGGUCAAUCAGGCCUCUAAAGCUAAGCAAGCUCAGCCCUACAAGCCCUUCUCUACCCUCGGCCGCUCAGAUGUCGAGACGUUCCUGUCCCAGACCGUCCGUCCCCAACUCGCCGACUCCUCCUGGUCCAUCAAGGAUGUCCUACCUGUGACCGAUUCUCAAGCGCUGGAUAUCCGCGCGACCGUGCACGCCCCGCGCACCUCGAUCCAAUACACCAUGCUCACCUUCGAACAGGGGGCGAUCGAUGGCGGGCGACUGCUCCGCGCGUGCAGCGACCUCGUCAAGACCCACGACAUCCUGCGGACUGUCUUCGUCGAGCACGACUCAUGCUUCUAUCAGGUCGUGCUCCACGAGCUCGCGACGCCUCUGACCCAGCACACAGCCGACAAAGAAGACCUGCAACAAUACAUCAGCGAGCUGUGCAACACGCACAUCGAGUCGGACUUCCCACUAGGGUCAUCCUUCGUCCAAUUCUUCCACAUCACCGCCCUCGACGGCCGCGAAGCCCUCGUCCUCAGCCUCUCGCACGCGCAAUACGACGGCGAAUCCCUCCCGCAGCUGCUCCGCGACCUCGAAACGCUCUACACAGGCACCCAGCCCACAGAACACAUCCCCUUCCCCGCAUACAUGGCACACAUCACAGACCCAAAGACCCAAGCCCCAGCGCUAUCCUACUGGAAGAACCUCCUGCACGACUCCACACUAACAGUGCUCCCAACAUCCAGCGGCCCGAAACCCACAACCUCACAAUCCGUCUUCCACACGCAAGCACUAGAAGACCUGGACCUAACCACCCUGCAAGAAACAACAGCCACAACGACAGCCACGCUCCUGACGGCAUCCUGGGCGCUGACGCUAGCCCGCCUGCUCAAAACCGCCGACAUCACCUUCGGCGGCGUGACGACGGGCCGCACGCUCGACUUCCCGGGCAUCGAGUCCGUGGUCGGCCCCUGCUACCAGCUGACGCCGGUGCGCGUGCGCUUCCGCCGCGACUGGACGGCCGCGGACCUUCUGCGCGCCGUGCAGCGCCAGAGCGCCGAAUCCGCCGCCCAUGACUUCGUGGGCUUCAACAGGAUCGCGCGCGACUGCGCCCCCGCCUGGCAUGGGGUGCAGUCGUUCGACUCGCUCGUUCAUCAUCAGGAUUUCGAGGACUUUGAUUCCAUGCCUUUCGCGGGAGGGCAGUGCGGCGUCGAUAUCCUCAACCCGCAUGGCGAUGCGGCGUAUCCGGUCAAGGUGGUUUCGUUUGUUAAGGCGGGGCGCUUGCAUCUUGGGGUUGUUGGGUCCGAGGAAGAGGAGGUCAAGAUGUUGUUGGGGUUGGUGGUUGAGACGGUUAAGGAGGUGGUGGGUUGUUGUGUUGAGGGUGGGAAGUCGUUGUUGGAUGAGGGGGUGUUUUAGGUUGCGUCAUUUGAUGACCGGAGCUUCGACUGUAUAGUCUGGUAAUGCGAUUGUGGUUAGAAGUAGGUAUGUUUAGAGAAUAG
Molecule: messenger RNA, 6623 nt
Organism: Aspergillus homomorphus CBS 101889
Lineage: Eukaryota; Fungi; Ascomycota; Eurotiomycetes; Eurotiales; Aspergillaceae
Gene: sidD
Product: nonribosomal peptide synthase SidD
Exons: 3
Coding region: 364-6540 (2058 amino acids)
Biological process (GO): secondary metabolite biosynthetic process; amino acid activation for nonribosomal peptide biosynthetic process
Cellular component (GO): cytoplasm
Molecular function (GO): phosphopantetheine binding; catalytic activity
Source: RefSeq, a predicted model, not a curated record